AUGCACAGCAGCUCCAAGUCGCGCUCCGGAUCUCUGUCGCCUGUUCGAUUGGACCAAUCGUCUCCUUCAAAGUUUGACAGCAGCGAGUCGCUCGCGUCUGGAUUGGUUAGACUCUCGCCGAGCAAAAGGCCAUCUGGAGGGCUGAACUCGCCAACAAAGAAGCAUAGAUUGCACAAAGAGUUCCAAAUCUACGACGAUCCCACAAACUACAGGGAGGCCGUUGACUCGCUUGAGUCAAUGGCAGUAACAGACGUCGAGAAUAAGGAGAACGAGAACCCCCGCAACAACGUGUCGAAAGAUAUCGAGAACCGUGCGCCACAACGGUUGUCUGCAAAACGUGCCGCACUGACGGAUUUGCGGAUCCAGCAGUAUCCGGGCUAUAUUCAGACUUUUGAGACCAACGAGGCUGGAACAACAGGCAUUUUGGCCCCAAAGCACCAGCUUACACAGGGAUUCAUGAUAAACACAGCUGGUGUCAACAAUUCGACCAAAAGGACUGCUGUUCCGUCGUUUGUGACGCCGCCUAAGAAGAACCGCAUCCAUUACAGGUACAUCGAGUCCCUCAACAAGGUGGACCAGACCAGACCCGUCCCCGUGAUCAGGGUCUAUGGCAAGCUGACUACGGGCCACACAUGCUUACUACACAUCCACAAUGUUUUUCCAUACCUAUAUGUGCAGUAUAGAGGCCCCACUUCGGACGAGAAGAAGAUCAACGACCAUUUACUAAGCUGGAAGAAUGAGAUAGACACGCAGAUUUAUCGAUCGUUUAAGUUCCGCCACAGGAAGAAACCCAAACCAGCAACUAAAGAGGAUGAGACGAUUGACAUCGAAGGUGUGGAUGAUGUCGACGACGACGACGACGACGGACUGGACGAGGAGGAAGUGGACAUCGGCGCCGGAAACACCUAUGUUGCAGAUAUAUCUCUUGUGAAGGGCAAUUCUUUCUAUGGGUACCAUUUUGGCUUUUCUCCAUUCAUCAAAAUCAGCCUUCUUAGUCCCCGGUACGUGAAAAGGCUCGAACGGCUGCUUGGAGAGGGAAGGUUGUUUGGCAAAGUGGUGCAACCGUUCGAAGCACAUAUCCCGUACAUGUUACAGUUUCUGACUGAUUACAACUGUUUUGGUUGCAACUGGAUUAGUCUUGAAAAAGCAUUUUGGCGAUCGCCUUUGGUCCAGACACAGGGCCCUUUGGACGCAUUUCAGGAGUACUUCGAGACUGACUUUGCUCAGCUGAAUCAGAUCAAGGUGACAUCAGAGGUGAAGCAAGAGAUUGCCCGCCAUUUGACCCGGGACAUGUUCAGUGUCAAUGUACUCUCGUCCGAAAAGUAUCCGCGAAUGGGACGGGUGUUUUGUGAGCUCGACACGUCCGCUGUGUGGCUCAAAAACAGAUUGACCUGCAAAGAGCGAGACGUUCACUCAAAACUGUCCUUCAAUAUUCCUGAAGAUCAGGACGGUGACAGCUAUAUUUAUUCUAUCAAAAGUCUGCUAAGUGAUUUGGAGUAUCAGCGGCGCCUGAGAAACAUGUCUUCCCAGGCCAAGGUCAAGCUUUUCAGUGGAGGAAAGCGCGAUUUUGCCGGAACCACUUGGAUUGAGCAGGACGAGCUGGACGAGCUGCUUGCAUACUGUGUUGAGGAGUCCAAGAAGGAAUGGAGCCGGCUGCAUCCCAAACAUCCUCUGGAACCGGAUACUGUGGUACCCAGAAACGACUGGCUUCAAAAAUACAACACCAGCUUUCAAAGCGUCGACGAGUUCCAUUGCCCGCGUGUGCCCGAGAGCCAUCUUUUAAGAGUUCCCGAGGAGCUGAUUUUGCACGAGUCUCAGAUUUGCGACUGGCUGCUUGAAAGGGACACAGAGCCGCAGAUGGCGAGCACACAGGACGUCUCGACUGUCGACGUGGUCGAUGACGCGUCAGACCCUUCGUCGGAUGAGACGGAGCACGAGGACGAUUUUUUGGGCAGCAUACCCCAUAUCCAGGAGAAGCUGGGGAUAAAGACUGGCGAAAGCCCGGCUCCGGCCGCUCCUGACGAAACCAACACCGAUGAGGCCAAGAGUUCGGGCUCCAUCAACCUCGAUUUGCGAAUAUUCGAGCAGACACAGGCUUCUAGAAGACAUAGCGACGAAACAAACACCAGUAUAGAACCAAAGCACGACACACAGAUAGACAACCCAGCCAUCAAGCUAACUGCUUCCGAGGAGCUCUUUGAGCUAACUAGGCCGCCUCCAACGUUCCCUAACUUCGAUGCCAUGGGAAAAAGCUUUGAAGACCACGCACUGCUCAAAAUUGAGUAUCCCGAUCCAUAUUACAGCUCAAGAAACGGGUAUAGUGAUGCACCGGAGUACUUUGCUGGUCGCAAGUUCCAGGUCAAGUGUCUUGAUCUCCAGGGUCUCAAGCCGUACGCAGUUGCUACAAAUGCCAACUCCAAUUCGGUCUCUAUAGCUGGAGAUGGAGUACCCAGUAUCUGGAGCUAUAGAAAGCACCCGCCGUUGUACGAGGACGUGCUUCGAUGGUCUGUCGAGCACCCGGACCCUAUCAAAACUCGGUCGCAGUUGCUUAGGUCUCAGAUAGACCAAGCAACUCAGAACAUGAAGGGAUACAAAGUUCCCUCUUUCCAGUCCCCUAUUGUGCGCAAGGCAAACAACUUCAACAAGCUGAUUGUGCUGAACAUGGAGCUGCAUGUUAACACUCGCGGAGACCUGUUUCCGGAUCCGCUUGAGGACGAGAUCAGGAUGAUAUUCUGGUCUUUUGACGAUCAAAAUUAUCCGAUCGACCUUGGGAUCGAGGGGUCCGGGGUGUUUGUAGUACACUCUCACGAAGUUACUCGCAAACAUAUUAACUUUCCCGUGCAAACUUUCAGCAGCGAGGUUGACAUGGUAAGAGAGCUCGUUUCCCUGGUUGAAUUGGUGGAUCCAGACAUUCUCUCAGGAUACGAAAUUCACUCUGCUUCCUGGGGAUAUUUGCUGGAAAGGUUUCGACAAGUGCAUAAGAUGGACCUGGCAGUGCGGUUGUCAAGGGUGGCCGCCAAGCAGCUGAACAAGAUGAACGACCGAUGGGGCUUCACGCAUGCCUCGGGCAUAAAAAUAACAGGCAGACACAUGCUGAACCUGUGGCGACCAUUGCGCAAAGAGCUGAGCAUCAACAGAUACUCGCUCGAGAACGUGGUUUGGCACACUUUGCAUAUCAAGAUUCCUCACUAUGAGCACAAAACUCUAACACAAUGGUUUCUUUCCAACAAUCCAGGAAACCUCAACAAUCUUGUGGAAUACUACAUGUCCAGGCUGCACUGGCAGAUGAAACUGAUCAAUAAGAUGGAAAUCAUUGAGAGAAUGGUGGAGGAGUCGCGGUUUUUGGGGAUUGACUACUACUCCGUGUUUUAUCGCGGGUCGCAGUUCAAAGUGGAAAGUCUUCUGGUGCGACUGGCAAAGGCAGAGAAUUUCAUUCUCAUUUCUCCCUCGAAAAAACAGGUUUUCAAACAGGAUCCACUCCAAGUGAUCCCGCUGAUUUUGGAGCCCGAAAGCUCGUUUUACAAGAGUCCGCUGCUUGUGCUGGAUUUCCAGUCGCUUUACCCGUCUUUGGUGAUUGCCCAUAAUUUAUGUUAUUCUACGUUACUUGGCAGACUCCAGGGCUAUGACCCUAAGAAGACACAAACGAUAGGAAUUACGUCCUGGAAACUGCCGCCUGGACUCUUGAAGUUGUUUGAAAAACACAUCACUGUGACACCCAACGGACUUAUGUUUUUAAAGCCAAACGUCAGAAAAUCCUUACUGGCCAAAAUGCUAAGCGAGAUCCUGGAUGCCCGCAUUUUGGUGAAAGAUACCAUGAACGGCCUCAAAGACGAUUCAGAGCUCUACAAGCUGUACAAUAAUAGACAGCUGGCGUUGAAGCUGAUUGCCAAUGUGACCUACGGGUAUGCAUCCGCGACGUACUCGGGCAGAAUGCCCAACUCGGCCAUAGCAGAUGCCAUAGUCUCUGCUGCGCGCCAAACACUGCACAGUGCAAUAAGUGAGAUCGACAAAAACGAAGAAUGGGGCGCCAAAGUGGUAUAUGGAGACACAGACUCGUUGUUUGUGUAUCUCCCGGGAAAGAGCAAGGCGGAUGCAUUCAAGCUAGGCCGAGAAAUAUCCAACCACAUCACCUCCCUAAACCCGUCGCCUGUUCGUUUGAAAUUCGAAAAAGUAUACUUUCCUUGCGUUCUGAUCAGCAAGAAACGGUACGCAGGAUACUCUUACGAGCACGAAGACCAAGAAACGCCCAAGUUCGAUGCCAAGGGUAUAGAGACCGUUCGACGAGACGGAGUGCCGGCACAGCAAAAAAUGGUGGAGAAGUCGCUUCGACUGCUGUUCGAAACCAAAGAUCUCACCAAAGUCAAGCAAUACGUGAACUUGCAGUUCCUCAAAAUUAUGCAGAACAAGGCCAAUUUGCAGGAUUUCCUGUUUGCAAAAGAGAUCAGAUUGGGAUCGUACAAAAACCCAACUUCUAUCCCUCCAGGUGCUCGCAUCACCAUGAAAAAAGUUGCCCAAGACCAUCGAUCUGAGCCACAAUAUAGGGAAAGAGUAUUUUACAUGGUUGCCAAGGGAUAUAAAGACCAGCUGCUUCGUGACCGAUGCAUGGCUCCAAGAGAUUUCUUAGCUAACGGGAAUCUUGAAUUGGAUGCAUUCUAUUAUAUUACCAAAGUGCUUAUACCCCCGCUCCAACGGAUCUUUAAUCUCUGCGGUGUCGACGUUAAUAAGUGGUUUGACGAGCUCCCGCGGAACUUGAUUGCGCCGAGCUUGGAUCAACUGAAUUUCAAAACACCUCUGAUUAACAGCGCCAAGUGUAUUAGUUGCAAUACCGUUAUUCAAAGAACCCUGGAGAGAACAGGGAAACUAUGUCCCGAGUGCAGCACCAAUGAGCUGCAAACAAUCGCUCACAUGCGCUCGUGCGUGCGCGCGAAGGAAUCCCAAAUGGAUGCCACAAUGCUAAUAUGCAAGCAAUGUACAAAACGAAGUCUGCGAAAUAACAACUCGCCGCUUUCCACUGCGCUGGCAUGUACCAACGAGGAUUGCUCUGUUUUCUAUGAUCGAAUCAAAGCGAUCACUCAAACAGAGAAAACGAUGGCAGCUUACGCCGAGUACCUCAGCUGGUGA
Molecule: messenger RNA, 5121 nt
Organism: Ogataea polymorpha
Lineage: Eukaryota; Fungi; Ascomycota; Pichiomycetes; Pichiales; Pichiaceae
Exons: 3
Coding region: 1-5121 (1706 amino acids)
Biological process (GO): error-prone translesion synthesis; double-strand break repair via homologous recombination
Cellular component (GO): zeta DNA polymerase complex; nucleus
Molecular function (GO): DNA-directed DNA polymerase activity; nucleotide binding; DNA binding
Source: RefSeq, a predicted model, not a curated record